This is a messenger RNA of Knipowitschia caucasica, 1767 nucleotides long. The record is from the annotation of a GenBank genome assembly. Lineage: Eukaryota; Metazoa; Chordata; Actinopteri; Gobiiformes; Gobiidae.
AUGAGAUUGCAGACAGCUCUCAGGCUGAGUGUGGACGAAGGCCGACAGUGGAACAAGUACAGCUUCACCAACACGCCGCUGUUUGUGGACGGGAUUCUGGGCGAGCCGGGAGAGGAGACACUGAUCAUGACGAUUUUUGGCCACGUCAGUCACCGCUCUGAAUGGCAGCUGGUGAAAAUCGACUUCAGGUCCAUCUUUAACCGCAGAUGCAAUGAGAUGGACUUCCAGACUUGGCACCUCCACAACCAGGGCGAGCCGUGUCUGAUGGGAGCCAAGAGGAUCUACAGGAAGCUGAGGUCCAUGUCCCGCUGCGUGAUGGGCCAGAGUGUCGCCCUGUCCAUGUCCUCCGCUCCCUGUGAAUGCAGCGAGGCCGAUUUUGAGUGUGAUUACGGCUUUGAACGUCGCACCAGUGGGAAGUGUGCUCCGGCCUUUUGGUUCCACCUGUCCUCCAUGUCCCGCAGAUGCACCGCAGGAAUGACUUUUAUGAACAGCACAGGCUACAGGAAGGUCGUGUCUAACAACUGCACGGCGGGGGUGAGUGUGCAGUACUCGGCCCGGAGGCAGCCCUGUCCCGUACAGGCCCCCAGAGGACUGCACCUGGUCACCAGUGAGGGCUCCCACACGGCCACGCUCGGGGCCAACGUCACCUUCCUCGUGGUUCUGGAGGAGGGAGACGGAGCGCGGACCAGCAUCACUCUGGACUUCGGGGACGGACAUGCGGUCACCUACUCCAACGUGAGCUCCAUUGAAGAGGGAAUCAAACACAUUUACAAAACUGUGGGCAUCUACAAAGUGACGGCCACCGGAGAGAACCCGCUGGGCUCGGAGACUGCGGUCCUCUACCUUCAUGUCAACUGUCAGCUGGAGUACAUCCAUCUCUCGGCUCCCUUUGUGGCAGUGCGGAAUAAGGAAGUGAAUCUGACUGCAGUGCUGUGGCCCAGCCAAGUGGGAACGGUCACCUACAUCUGGUGGAUUGGAAAUAACACUGAGCAGCCUCUGGUGACUCUAGAGGGCAGUGUGUCGUGCACCUUCUCUCAGGAGGGAGCCAACUCUGUGACGGUGCAGGUGUCUGUGGGCAGCUCCAUCCUGCAGGACAGAAAAACCAUUGCGGUCCACGACUAUUUCCGAUCCCAUCUUCUCGCCUUUUCAUCAAACCUGGACGAGCACAACCCUGACGUGGCCGAGUGGAGGCUGGACGUUAGCAGAGUCAUCAAGAACGCCCUGAUCCAGGCCACAGGGGUCAGAGAGGAGCAGCUCUUGGUCACGGUUCUGUCCGGUUUACCCACCACCGCAGAGUUCUUCCUUCUGCCGGAUAAACAGCUGACCGAAGGGAAGCCCGACAAGAGCGCCGCACACCUAGACCAGCUGUCAGAAGUUCUGCUCAGCGCCUUAAAUCAAAACUUGGUGCAGUUCACGUUACGGCCGGGAGUCCAGGUGACGGUGUACGCGGCGCACCUAUCGGCAGCGCCCCUUGUGGACACGAGCGAGAACCACAGUGGCUCUGCAAUGCUCAUGCUGUUAGCCGGAGUGGUCGCGGGUUUAGCUGUAUUUGUCAUCUACAAGUUCAAGAGGAAGAUCCCAGGCCUCAACGUCUAUGCGCAGAUGCAGAACGAAAAAGAACAAGAAAUGAUGAGUCCAGCGAAUCCAGCCGAGGCCACGGGCCCCUCGCAGCGGGACCGGGGACCCCCUCUGGACACACUGGACACAGCGUUCAACUCGCGGCCCAUCGAGGUGAAAUGGGCUGAACCCCUGGUGCACAGUCACUAG